Messenger RNA from Pyrus x bretschneideri (Chinese white pear), 1021 nucleotides. Its product is annotated as copper transporter 6-like. Gene Ontology annotation, biological process: intracellular copper ion homeostasis; copper ion transmembrane transport. The transcript has a single exon. Lineage: Eukaryota; Viridiplantae; Streptophyta; Magnoliopsida; Rosales; Rosaceae. Gene Ontology annotation, cellular component: plasma membrane. The coding region runs from base 143 to 619 and encodes 158 amino acids. Gene Ontology annotation, molecular function: copper ion transmembrane transporter activity. The record is from RefSeq and is a predicted model, not a curated record.
CCGAUGUACUAUCAGAGACUCAUUAGAUACCCAAACAACGUGUAAAUACCCGAAGUAAAUGCAAGGGAUAGCGCCCUCACUCAUUUCAACACCCCAACAGAAGCAAAAUUUAGAGAGAAGCAAAUCCUAGAGAAAGAGAGAGAUGGAAGGGAUGGAUCACGGCCAUGGCAUGGGUGGUAUGGCACCACCACCACCACCAUCAUCCAUGACGAACGGUACGAUGAUGCACCAUACGAUGAUGAUGCACAUGACCUUCUUUUGGGGCACAAAGGCGGAAGUACUCUUCUCCAAAUGGCCAGGCACAAACACCGGCAUGUAUUACGUAGCCAUAUUCUUUAUCUUUACCCUAGCUGUCCUCGUCGAGUGGCUCUCCCACUGCCGUCUGAUCAGGCCCGGCGCAAGUGACGUCAUUUCUGGACUGGCACAGACUUUUUUGCAUGCAAUUAGGGUUGGGUUGGCUUAUUUGGUGAUGUUGGCCGUCAUGUCGUUUAAUACGGGGGUGUUUCUUGUGGCGGUGGCUGGGCAUACUGUUGGGUUCUUGCUUUUUGGGAGUACGGUUUUUAAGAAGAAGCCGGAUGUUGAUGAUAAGGGUUCUGAUCUUCCUCCAAUGAGAUGUUGAUUAUAUGUAAAUUUUAAAUUUUAUUUAUGGAAUGAAUUAGGACAUUUUGGUUUUUUAGUUUGGUGAAGCAUCUAAUGCUCAGAUGGCUGAGGCGGUGGCUCAGGAGGUUGUUCGUAUGAUUAAUCGAAGAAUGUUUAUUGAUGCGCUGGAAGGUAUUUUGCACGAUAUAUGGCACCUUGCAAGUGUUAUGGAAUCGGAGGAGUAUGUGUUUUCUCAUCGAGUAACAAACAGAGCAGCACACACUGUUGCAGCUUUCAUGCAAUCUGUAGGGAGAACUUUUAUUUGGAAUUGUAUUAGUCCCGAUUUUCUUUUUAAUAUUCUUAUUAAGGAUGUGAACUUAUCAAUUAAACUUGAUUGAAUAAAAUUUAUCGUUUCAAGAAAAAAAAUAAAAAUUCAUCGUCA